Messenger RNA from Engraulis encrasicolus (European anchovy), 2730 nucleotides. RefSeq lists its product as uncharacterized. Gene Ontology annotation, biological process: mitochondrial fusion. Lineage: Eukaryota; Metazoa; Chordata; Actinopteri; Clupeiformes; Engraulidae. The record is from RefSeq and is a predicted model, not a curated record. Bases 472 to 2253 code for a protein of 593 amino acids. The transcript is spliced from 14 exons.
GCAAGACUUUCCUCGACAACUUCAGAAAGACUUCCACUGUUUUCGACAAAUUGAUAAUCAGAUUGUUUUAAGUAGAUUUAUGUAGUAUAUUACAAGCUGGUGUAUUGUUUCUUGAGAUCUACCGUGUGCCGAGUGCCGACUGGUAAAGUUGAUUUAGCUCAAAGUUAGCUAAAAUUAGCUAAAAAUUAGCCGGUGUCAAAUUGGUUGUUUUUAUUUAGUAAUCCUUUGAAUUUGUCAUUUUUUUCAAAUUGUUUACUCAAUUUGUUUCCAUAGUAAGUUGACUUGUUUUAGCUAAAAUAGUUAGCUCAGUGAGGUCCUAGGUCUAUUGCUUGUGUUUAGUAGCCUAGCCUACUGCAGUUUGGGUUUGGUGAUACAGACGUAGACUACUAGUUGUUAUUAUUAUUAUAAUUAUUAUUAUUAUUAUUACUUAUUAUUAUUAUUGUUUAAUUUUGAGGCUAUUUAAAUGUACUGAUGUUAGAGACGGAUAAUAUGCCAUCCCGUAGUAGCCGUAGGCGCCGCGCCUCGCGGCAGAGAUGGGCGUUGUGGUGUUGUGGUCUUGCAGGUGCUGAUGAGAGGGAGACGAUGGAGAUGGCGACGCAGACGGAGUCGCGGACUGUGGAGGUGGGGAUCCAGGCUGGUGGACCGGCCACGGCGGAGGUGGCGAUCCAGACUGGAGGACCGGAUACGGCGGAGAUGGCGACCCAGGCAGGGGGACCGGAGACAGCGGAGAUGGCGACCCAGGCAGGGGGACCGGAGAUGGCUACGCAGUCAGGUCAGGCUUCCAUCCAGGCGACGUGGGAGACUGCAGAGGCCAACACGCAGGCUGACUGGAUCGAGGCAACCCGCCUUGGAUUGAGGAUGAGCUCUCAGGCGCAUGCGGCCAGAGGACAGCUGGUGCUGUUCAGGGCUCCAACUGGGACAGUCGUGAACAUGUGCCAGACAUGUGCCUUCGAGUUCUCUGAGUUCUUCCGCCAGGGCGUGAUGUGGGUUGAGGUCAAGCUGAGGUUCGAGGAGACGCGUGAGGGCCCGUAUCUGAGACAGUACUGGUACCUCACCAACACCUGCUCUGAGGAAACCCCAGAGGAGACCCUUGUACCAUACGCCUAUGGAGAGCUGACCACGUACGUCGAGCGCCACUCUGGAGGCAUCACGGCGGUGUACUCACAUCACCUGACCCAGGUCACAACCAUCUUGGAGAUAGGAGGACUCCUGUACUGUGAGACAUCGACGAGGAGCACGGGGGUGGCCAUGGACGCUGGUGGGGCCUGGACCCGCUUGGAGAGUGCCGAGACUCUUCGGGCGCCCCUCUUCACUCCUCAGCAGGCCCCUGAUGACGACGCUGCUGACGCCCGUGGCAUCGACUACCCUGCUCCUGGUCCUGACGACGCUGCUGGUCCUGAGGGUGGAGACGACUCUCCUGCUCCUGAGGGUGCUGACGACGCUGCUGGUCCUGAGGGUGGAGACGACUCUCCUGCUCCUGAGGGUGCUGACGACUCUGCUUCUGGUCCUGAGGGUGCUGACGACUCUCCUGCUCCUGAGGGUGCUGACGACUCUCCUGCUCCUGAGGGUGCUGACGACUCUGCUUCUGCUUCUGCUGGUUACGACACGGUUGACGAUGCUGCUGCCGCCCCUGGUGACAUCUCUGUCAAUGGCCAGGUUCCCUCUGUGUACUACAUCUUCCAGUCCACCGGUCUGGGGGACUUCUCCCUGAGGCUUGCUGGACUGAGGGAAGCCUUCGCUGUCUUGCUUGCGCAGCCAGAGACUGCCAACUUCAUCGCCGUGACGGGCUCCAUGCUGUUGAAGAACAUGGCCACCUUCAACGGAAAGGAUGCUGGUGCAUCUCAGCAGGCUUUUGAUGAGCUGGUGGCUUUCACCCAGACACUGACUUCCACCGUCACUGCUGAGCUGCUGGAGGUUGGGAUCCACCACUUCAACCUCCUGGAUGUGGUCUUUGAGCUGCUGCUGUUCAGAAACCUACAUCAGUGGACUGCUGUGCGGGUGGUCCCUCAGGCACAGGGCAGGUUCCUGGAUCAUCUGGCAACAGUGGUCCAGUCCUUCCUACCCUAUGAGGCGUGGCCACCCCAGGCAUUGCAGUGCUGGGCCCUGCUGCUGUCUGAGGCGCUCUCCUACCUGGUGGAGACCCUGUCCCUGGACGUGUGGGCGUGCCACCAGCCCCAGCACCUGGCCCAGAGGGUCUUCUGCAGCCUGGAGUGCCACAUCGACCAGCUGCUGAGUGUGAUGCCCUCCGCUUAAAAUCCCUUGUGAAAUGACUUGUGACUUGACUCAGACUUUACUGACUUGAGUCUAGACUUGGACUUGACAGUUUUAACUUGCAAUGGCAUGUCAAGUCUAAACAUGUUACAUUUUUGUAUUUUUAUGUGAAGACAUUGCAUGAAAAAUGAAUGAAUAAGAUAAUUUGCCCUCAACCAGUACCAGUAGGCCUACUAAAAUGUAUGUAUGUCUACAUAGCAGUGUGGAGAAGUAACGAAUUUAUGACCAAAAGUAGUCGUCAUGGCGACUUGGUUAAAAAAAAGGACUUGGAUUUGGUACGACUUGGACUUGACUUGGUCAAAAGUGUCUUUACUUGUGACUUGACUCAGACUUGAUUGGAAGAAAUAGAGACUUACUUGUGACUUGCAAAUUGGUGACUUGGUCCCAUCUCUGGUGUGUACUUAGUACUGUAUGGGUUGGCUUCUUAAUGCUUAGAAAGGUUUAAGUUUAAUAUGAAUG